GUGAACUUUGAGUGAAGUGAGUGAAUAUAUAAAAAUACAUAAAAAUAUAACUGUGACAUGAACGAAGAUAUAUAAAUAUAUAUUAGAUCGAAGCUAUGGAUUGUGAAAAACUAAACAAACCAAAACUACCAACCAAAGACACACGGUGCCGUUCAAAAACGAAACGAUAAGCGCAAAAUGACAGCACAAAAACUUCCCGCCAAAAAAACUGUUAAAGUGACAUUGUGUGUGACAUUACCGCGUGGGUAAAGAAAUGGUGACCCUGAUGCCGUGUAGCUACCUCGGAGGGGGCGCCUCCCCGCGCUGCAGCUUGGACCACGCCGAGCCAAAGGCAAAAAGGCCAAGACCUGAUCCUGGGACCGAUGCAUCAGAUCGACUGUCAGGCGAAGUUAACACAAGCCCGUGCGAAUCAGAAUCAACCUCCAACUCUCCGCCAUCGCUGCUUCAGGAUGCGACGUUGCCAGCUCUUCUAGUGUCAGGCUCAUCCACCCUGUUCCAGAACACGACGACGACCAGCAACACAGCGUUGAGCCUCUCAGCCGUUGAUAGUUUAUGCUUGCCUGGUACUUCGGAGGUGGAGAGCUGUAGUUUGGCUAACGGAUGCGCAACGAGUUCGUCUCUAGGGCUGGCCUUGCCGUUGACGUCGGCCGGAGGACUGUGCUCGACUUCCUCGUCGGCUGCGGUCGCCUGGUUGAUGAAUGAGGAUAGUGCGGGUGGUGUGAAGAGCGAGGUCCGGAGCCCGGGCCUGUGCGAGGCGGACGUGGCGCUGUACGGGGAGACGUUGCCGUACGAUCAGUCGGCACUGCCUUACCAGUAUUAUAAUAGCAUGCAACAAUAUGGUAGCGGCAGCGCGGCUUCAUCGUACGUCAGCUCAACGCUGUACAACCAGCCGUACGGCGCGUAUCCACCUCAGCAUAACACCAACAACAGGUCAUCCUGCAAAGCGACGCCGACGUAUCUGAGCGCGUAUGGCGUGAGUGGGGUGAGCGGGGUCCCGAGCACCGGCUUCGGAGCACAACCCUCGCCUUACGCGUACUCCUCCUACAAUGGAGGGCUGGCUCAGUCGUUUCCUACUGCACAACAGGACUACAGCAGCUACGCAGCAGGCUACGCGGACCACAAUGUGGCACAGUACAGUGGAUACUACGCCACCCCCAGUUACUCCCCCUACGUCAGCUCACCAAGUAGCAGUGGCAGCGCUGGACACACUUCCUAUCAUUUAGGAGGUGCUUUAUCAGAAUCUCCAUCGGCCAUGCUACCCUCUAUAAAUGAUGCAAGUCCACUGUCUCCUAUCAAAACAGAAGUACAUGCAGCCAGUCGGAGAUGUAGAGAAAACUCAGGAGAGAGCACAGCGUCCCGCUCGCGCGGCCGCGGUCGCCGCAACGCGUCGUCGUCGCCCGCGCAGCACGUCCCCGAGCCAGCGACAGACCGCGUCUUCAUCUGGGACCUGGACGAGACCAUAAUUAUAUUCCACUCGCUCCUCACCGGGACAUAUGCUACUAAGUACAAUAAGGAUACACAGCAAAUAGUUCAAUUGGGUUUUAGGAUGGAAGAAAUGAUAUUCAGUUUAGCUGACACACACUUCUUCUUUAACGAUGUUGAGGACUGCGACCAGGAGCACAUAGACGCGGUGUCGGCGGACGACAACGGGCAGGACCUGUCGGCGUACAACUUCGGCGCGGACGGGUUCCAGGCGGGCGCCGCGCCCGCCGGCCUCUGCGCGCCCGGAGUGCGCGGCGGCGUCGACUGGAUGCGCAAGCUGGCCUUCCGCUACAGGAAGAUCAAGGACACUUACAAUAACUACAGGAAUAGUGUGGGUGGCCUAUUAGGACCAGCGAAACGAGAACAGUGGCUACAACUGCGAGCCGAGUUAGAGCAGGCCACGGAUAACUGGCUAACGCUUGCCUGCAAGUGUCUCAAUAUGAUUAACUCAAGAGAGAACUGUGUGAACGUGUUGGUGACGACGACGCAGCUGGUCCCCGCGCUCGCCAAGGUGUUGCUGUUCGGGCUCGGCGGAGUGUUCCCCAUCGAGAACAUCUACUCCGCCACCAAGACCGGCAAAGAAACCUGUUUCGAGAAAAUAAAGCAACGUUUCGGCGAACGCUGUACGUACGUCGUGAUCGGCGACGGUCAGGAUGAGGAGGCAGCCGCCAAAGCGAAGAACUAUCCCUUCUGGAGAAUAUCCAGCCAUUCUGACAUCGCUGCGCUAUACAACGCCUUGGACAUGGGCUUCUUAUGAUCUGCUGCUAUCCUGGUACUUGUAACACGAGAAAAUCUAUUUUAUUUGAGAAUUUAUACCACACAAGUCCUUUUUUAAUAUUUGGAUGGAUUAUUCUUAUUGUUUUAUGUUGUCCUAGUACUUUCUGAGUCAUGUUGCGUUGCCAUCGGACUGCACUUUGGAUAGUUCUAUUCAAGUGUCAGCUGCAUUCAAACUGCAGUUGAAUUGCAAUUUGCAGUUGAAUUGCGAUCCAUCUAUUGAGAGCCUUUGCAAUGACUGCGCUGAUGCCUGGCAAUCGCUUUAUCAACGAAAAUUUAGUUAAUUGUUGAUCAAUCUCACUCAAAUGGAUUUAUGCUAUCCUAGUACUUUCUCCGUCUGUCAUGUCAGUGUCAACAAGCAGAAAACAAGUUUCGUAGCUUCUUACCAUCUUCUGUCAUCCCGGUACCUUGCUACUCAACAAUAAAAAAAAUCGACUUGGUUAUGAACAAUUUUCAUGAAUCGGUUUAUGUUGUCCUAGUACUUUCCGUGACAUUAUAGCCAUACAUACAUAGCCAAUUUGACAUCACUUCUCUUGAUCAAGAAAAUUCAUGUUGCCAAUCAUCUAAGAUGCUUCUAUGGCUUAUCCCCAAAGUUUUUAGAUACAUUUAUAAAAAUAGUCAGUUCUGUAUGUCUAUUGACUUUUUACUAUAUCGUCUAUGGUUGCCAACAGAGUAUAGACUCGAAAAAUAACUAAAAAAUAGUUUUAAAUUCAUAGUGAAUUUGCCUUUACUUAUUUCACACAAUAUGCAAUAAUUAUAAUUUAAAACCUCAAACUUGUCUAUACGAGGAUAUAUCUCGUAUCAAUCAUAAGUACAGACAGCAAUAAAAGUUGAACACGAUCAGAUUUACAAAAUAGAAGGUUUCUAUUUGUUUAUUCAGUCGUCAAUUUUUGUUGUUGGCUGUACUUGAACAGCAGUUAAAAUAAAAUAGUUAUAUUUCCAACACAAAUACAGUAGUUAGUUGAAUUAACAUAGAUUAUCAAACGAAAAACUAUUUUUAUUUAUUAUACAUGUUUAAUGACAUUAUUUUUUUAGCUCGGUACAGUUUUGUUAAUUGAGUACAAUAUUUAUAUUUUAUGGUCUUCUUGUAUACUAUUCACAAUAUCUUAAAGCUUACACAAUCUAGCUUUAAACAAAAUAUUCUUUGAUUUUUUCAGGAUAGAUUCAGUCAAAAAUAUGCCUUAUACACAAUUAGCCUUAAUUUUGCAUUGCUUGAACAUGUUGACCAUACACUUAUAUAAAUAUUGUACUUGUUAAGUUAUUGUUGCGAUACAAAAUAAUCGAAUGAAAGGAACAUAAUCGAUUCGUUAUGCAGGCCUUAGAGGGAAUAUAAGAAUCGUAUUUCAGACAUUGGGCCAUGGGCCCAAUUUUUUACCGAGUUUAAAAAAGACGUUAGGCAUUAAUCUGUAUUAAUUGAAGUUGUGUUUCCUAUUCGUUAUUUUACAUCGCUACAGUAGCAAAGAUAUUGUAAAGGCUCCAUAAAAGUACAUUUUUUUUCAUAAGUUUCGGAGCUUAAAUAAAUGUUAAUUAUUUUAGUUUUUAAAAGCUCAAAGUCAGCUCAAAAUCUAAGGAAACUAAAAGAAGUAAUGUUUUUUGUAAAUAUUUAUUGAAAAAAACAACUAGAGAGAUAGUUUUUUGUAAGUCCAUUCCUACUAUAUAAGUUUUAUAUGCUGUUUACGAUGUACAGAACUGUGGAGGUAAUAUUUAGAACAAUGUAUAGCAAAUAAAUAACUUUUCCUUUUCUUUUGGACGACUUUGCAAGGGAGUAGCAAUAUAGUGCCGAUAUUAUUAAGUAUUUAAAACAUUCUUAGCAAAAAGUAUUGUAUUACCAAGUAAAAUGACUUGUGAACAGGUAGAUUGCGAAUUCUAAAAAAUCUUGGUAUUCAAUUGGUAGCCAGAAAUUGCAAGACAGAUAGGUUUUGAAGGACAAAGGGCGUCUUUUGCCGAGUUGGGAUGUUAAACAUACUAAAUAAAAAAUAACAAAACGAAAUUAGAAAUUAACUCCAAAAAGGGCACAGUUUGAAAAUAAUCCAAGCUGAAUAUUUAAUUCAGCUGGAUUCAUUAUAAAAACGAAAUAAAAGUUGUAUCUUAUAACUUAGUAAUAUGUAAUAAGCUUGAAAAAAAAUAAUAUGUCAAAACGUAUUUAUUUAAUGUCUGCACUAUAUUGCUCAUAAAACUCAAAAAUAUUGGAGAACGAAUUCCAAAGCAAAAAGUCAAUUUCUCACAUUUCUGAAAAAUAAAAAUUGUUCCUGUUACUCUAAGCACAACUAUUUUUAUAUCUUCCAUUGCGGACACUUUUCUUUGUAAAUCUAUCCAAUAUGUACGUAUGUACAAAAGACUUUUCUUUUUACGAAAGCGUAGCAAUAUUUUAAAUGUUAUUAUAAAAUAGAUAAAAUUGUAAAUAAAAAUCUAAAUUUUAGAAUAGACUAGCUUAUUAAUCUAGUUCGAAAGUUAUUAUUAUUCGAUUUGUAAAUAAAAUUAUAUUAUUUGACAA
Molecule: messenger RNA, 4750 nt
Organism: Trichoplusia ni (cabbage looper)
Lineage: Eukaryota; Metazoa; Arthropoda; Insecta; Lepidoptera; Noctuidae
Gene: eya
Product: eyes absent homolog 2
Exons: 15
Coding region: 254-2239 (661 amino acids)
Biological process (GO): positive regulation of DNA repair; cell differentiation; multicellular organism development
Cellular component (GO): nucleus
Molecular function (GO): protein tyrosine phosphatase activity
Source: RefSeq, a predicted model, not a curated record